AUGAAAGCGAUGAUUUUAAUGUUUAAUGUACCAUCAUGUCAACUUGUACGAUCACAUAUUCAAGCAGAAUCCAGAAAUUCAACUAUAUUACAAUCAUGUAUAUUUAAUUUCAGUCAACAUCAACCAGAAGUAUCAUCUCAUAGACAUGAAUUUAUAACAACUGGAUCUCAAAAUUUAUCGAAUCAGUCAGGAAUGAAAGAAAGUCAAAAUGGAUCAACAUGUCAAUUUAUUACAUUAUUUCCAUUGAUUCAUUCAACACAAUCGGAUCGAACUGUUCUUACAAAUAUAAAAAACCACUGUCAUUUUUUAUCGAAUACAGUUCUGAAUGAUUUUCCUGCAGAGCUUUUCUUACAAAGAUCAUUUACUGUUAAGCGUUUACUUGCUCUAUUAAAUGAAAAUCAUGAUGAUCUUAUUCAAGCAGCACUUCCAAGUUUAAAAGAUUAUACAAUUAAUUUACAAUGA
Molecule: messenger RNA, 462 nt
Organism: Rotaria sp. Silwood1
Lineage: Eukaryota; Metazoa; Rotifera; Eurotatoria; Philodinida; Philodinidae
Source: the annotation of a GenBank genome assembly